AGAGGCCGCUAGCGAGACUGCCAAUGGCGGGGAUCAAAGCCACUGCGGAGAAGAAGGGCAAGAAGAGAAAGGAGGAGAAGGCCGAUGGGAUGGAGACGACGAAGAAGGCUAAAAAGAAUGUGACUAAAGGAGCGGAUGCCGAUAAGAAGGCGGAGGCAUUAUCUGCGCUGGCUGUGCCGCGCCAAGUACAGCUGAAGGCGAAGAAGGGAAAGGCUGCGGAGGACGCUGCGAAGGAUGCGAAGAAUGCUGCGAAGAAUGCCGAAGAAAGCUGCGAAGGAAAAACGAAGGAGACGAAGGAAGUAAAGAAGGGGAGAAAGGGGAAGGAGAGGAAGGUGGUGGUAGUGGAAAAGGUUGAGAAGAAGACGACCAAAGAAGUGGAGGCGGAGAGGAAGGGGAAGAAGGAGGCGGAGAAAGCAGCGAAGGAGGAGAAGAGUAAGGCAGUGACGGCCAAGGCGGUAGCUGCUGGUGGAAAGAAGGGGAAGAAGGGCAAAGUGCCUGUGAAGGAGGACAGCAGCGAUGAGGAGAUGCAGGACGCCAGUGAGGAGGAGAGUGAGGAGAGUGAGGAGGAGAGUGAGGAGGAGAGUGAGGAAGAGGUUACGGUGGUAAAAAAGGUGACGGCGAAAGAGGAGAGUAGCGAUGAGGAGAGUGAGGAGGAGGAGGAGAGUGAUGAGGAGGAGGAAAGUGAGGAGGAGGAGAGUGAGGAGGAGGAAGAAGACAAGAAGAUUGUGAAAGAGGGAAGCAGUGAGGAGGAGGAGAGUGAAGAAGAGGAGGAGGAGGAGGAGGAGGAGGAGAGUGAGGACGAGGAGGAAGAAAAGAAAGUAGAGAAAAAGGAGGUAAGCAGUGAGGAGGAGAGUAGUGAUGAAGAGGAGGAGGAGGAGAGUGAGGAGAAGGAGGUUGUGAAAAAGGGUGCAGCUAAGGAGGAGAGUAGUGGAGGAGGAAGAGGAGAGAGGAAAGCAGUGAGGAAGAGAGUAGUGAUGAUGAGGAGGAGGGAGGAGGAGGAGGAGGAGGAGGAGGAGGAGGAGGAGGAGGAGGAGGAGGAGGAGGAGAGUGAGGAGGAGGAAAAGAAGAAGGUUGUGAAAAAGGGAGCAGCUAAGGAGGAGAGCAGUGAGGAGGAAGAGGAGGAGAGUGAGGAUGAGGAGGAAACGAAGAAAGUUGUGAAGGAGGAGGGAAGCAGUGAGGAAGAGAGUAGUGAUGAUGAUGAGGAGGAGGAGGAGGAGGAGGAGAGUGAGGAAGAGGAGGAAGAAAAGAAAGUAGAGAAAAAGGAGGUUAGCAGUGAGGAGGGGAGUAGUGAUGAGGAGGAGGAGGAGGAGGAGGAGAGUGAGGAGAAGGAGGUUGUGAAAAAGGGUGCAGCUAAGGAGGAGAGUAGUGAGGAGGAAGAGGAGAGUGAAGAGGAGGAGAGUGAGGAAGAGGAGGAGGAGGAGGAAGAAAAGAAAAUAGUGAAAAAGGAGGAAAGCAGUGAGGAAGAGAGUAGUGAUGAGGAGGAGGAGGAGGAGAGUGAGGAGGAGGAAAAGAAGAAGGUUGUGAAAAAGGAGCAGCUAAGGAGGAGAGCAGUGAGGAAGAAGAGGAGGAGAGUAGUGAGGAGGAAGAGGAGGAGAGUGAGGAUGAGGAGGAAACGAAGAAAGUUUGAUGAGGAGGAGGAGGAGGAGGAGGAGAGUGAGGAAGAAGAGGAAGAGAAGAAAGUAGUGAAGAAGGAGGAGAGUAGUGAGGAAGAGAGUGAUGAGGAGGAAAGUGAGGAGGAAAGUGAGGAGGAAAAGCAGAAAGUUGUGAAAAAUGUAGCAGCACAGGAGGAGAGUAGUGAGGAGGAAGAGGAGGAGAGUAGUGAGGAGGAAAGAGGAGGAGAGCAGUGAGGACGAAGAGGAGGAGAGCAGUGAGGAGGAAGAGGAGGAGAGCAGUGAGAAGGAAGAGGAGGGGAGUAGUGAGGAGGAGGAGACAGCAAAAAAGGUAGCGGCUAAGAAGGAGCAGAAGCCGCAAGGGAAGGAGGAGGCCAAGACUCCAGAAGCUAAGGGGCAGCAGGCGCAGGCAGAGAACGGAUGGCAGACGGCACCUGGCAAGAUCACCGGCAACAAGCGGACCUUUGACAGCAUCUCGCCAGGAUCGGGCACCAAGCUGGGCAGCGCUGCUCGGGCCUUCCAGCGGGUGAAGGUGGAGGAGGUUCAAUUCAAGGACCCCCGCCUCAUGGAUAACUCCUACUGGGCCAAGAGUGGGGCUGGAAGUGGCUGGGGCGCCAAGGCACAGGAGAUUCUGGGCCAAGUCAGGGGCAGGGGGUUCCGGCACGAGAAGACCAAGAAGAAGAGGGGCAGCUACAGGGGCGGCGUUAUCGACCAGCAGAGCCAUUCGAUCAAGUUCGCUGACUCCGACGACGAGUGAUCAACGGUAUUGUGGAGCCUUGCAGAUGUGCCUUGGAGUAUUAGUUGGGACACAUAGAAGGGUGCUUACAGUGUGGCACUAUGGGUCUCACUCUGUCAGGUUUGCCAUUUUGGGUCUGGCCGUUCGGAUGGUGUUAGGCAUUGAUGGAGCAGUGAUGUGUGGUGGAGCUGGUAAGAUCAAUGCCUCCUCUCAGCAUAGUAGUGUCAAUGAAAGCAUGCACUCAAUAUCUAGGGGUCGUUUUGCAUCCAGUUUUGGGCAGCUCUAUAUAUGGUGCUCUUUGGUUGGACCUUGCGUGAAUGGGGAUUUUGUUAUUGUGUUGCACACUAUUGAUUUCCUUGAUUAUGU
Molecule: messenger RNA, 2712 nt
Organism: Closterium sp. NIES-67
Lineage: Eukaryota; Viridiplantae; Streptophyta; Zygnematophyceae; Desmidiales; Closteriaceae
Source: the annotation of a GenBank genome assembly